Molecule: messenger RNA, 338 nt
Organism: Drosophila suzukii
Lineage: Eukaryota; Metazoa; Arthropoda; Insecta; Diptera; Drosophilidae
Source: RefSeq, a predicted model, not a curated record
AACUCUCGUCUCAUAAUGAACUGGAUCCUCCUGGUUGUUCUGUUGGCUUUUCUGGGAAUUUCAACGUCACAGGUCUGCAACCAAGAUUGCACAAGAAGUGGGAUUGAAUUCCUUUGCGGAAAAACUGUGAGAAAUGGCAGGGAGAUACGAUGCACCUACAGGAAUCCCUGCGAAAUGGAUAAACAUGCCUGCCAAAAACGGGAAGUGUGGAGAAAAGACGCGACAGGUCGAUGCACACGCGACUCGGAUGAAUGCAGAAGGUAGGGGCAAAAUUGCCAGGCGCAGGAGAAGCAGCUGGAUAUUUUUAAGAAUUGUAUAAAUAUUGACACAAUUGACAA